Messenger RNA from Prinia subflava (tawny-flanked prinia), 13123 nucleotides. RefSeq lists its product as uncharacterized. Lineage: Eukaryota; Metazoa; Chordata; Aves; Passeriformes; Cisticolidae. The record is from RefSeq and is a predicted model, not a curated record. The coding region runs from base 4863 to 5807 and encodes 314 amino acids. The transcript is spliced from 2 exons.
GAGGGAGAAAAGUUAGGAAAACCAUGUUUGAACACAAGCCCCCAACUCCACAUUUUCUUCCCAAAGUGUCACAACGUGGAGGCUCCACCUUCCCAAAAAAUGAAAAUAACAGAAAAAAAAAAAAAAAAGAGAAAAAGGCAAAAUUAGAGCUGGGAGCCUGGGAAGAAAACUCCUGCCAAUUUGUGUCAUGGUAAUUAGUAGGAGCCUGAAAGCACAUCUCAAACACAGCAAAACAUCUGUCACUCACUGCCAGGAAAUUGCUGGUUUUCCAGCAUAUCCCUCCAAAUUAUUGCUUUAGCGCCGAAUAAAAGCAAUAAUUACCUCCAAAUACCUCGUAACGUCUCUCCCCGAGGAGGGAGGGAGAAGGGAGACAAUUCCAAGGCACCCGGAGCGGCUCGUGCAGAUGUGUGGGGUGCUCACAAGCGGCAGCACUCACUGAACCCCGCGUUUGAGAAGGAAGCCCUGAACACUCUGGCUGUGAAUGAAGUCAUUCCUCAAGUCUGCAGGAUGCAGUGCUGCUCCAAAAAUCAUGGAAAACCUUUUUGUGUGGCCUGUUUGAGGUUCAAAGGGCUCUGCAGGGACCAGGGGUCUCCUGAGCAGGAUCUGCACAAGGACAGUGUGACCUCCUGGGCUCGGUGCCGUUGGGAUUUGCUGUGCUCCGACGAUUCCGUGUAUCCCGAGGUUUUCCAGAGCUCACCUCUCAGCACACUGCUGCUCCUGUGGCCCCUGGCCUCCACAGCCCUGCAAAGCUGUGGCUGCCCCAUCCCUGGAAGUGUCCAAACCCAGGCUGCAUGGGAUUGGAGCAACCUGGGAUAGUGGAAGGUGUCCCUGCCAUGGCAGGGGGUGGAAUGAGAUGAGCUUUAAGGUCCUCCCAACCCAAACCAUUCUGGGAUUUUAUGGUUCUUAACCUGCUCAGAGCAGGAGCAGCCUCAGUGCAAGAAACCUGUUGGCAAGAGCAACUAUCAAAGGAUUUGAUGCCUUUGAAUUUAUUGAGAAAUGGGUCACAAUCCCCUGCAAAUUCCCAAUCCCUGCCUGCUCCUGGAGCCAGAGCUGCUGUGUCACCACCCUGCUGAUGUGUGAGGUGCUGAGCUGCUUUCCAGGAACAGCUAACGCCUCUACAAGCAUCCUCCCUCCCAUGGUGGUCACCAGCACCCGGCACACUCCCCCAGCCCCACAGCCACUCUUUCCAGUUAAUCCUGGAAUCCCCAUCCCAGCCCCACAGCUCCGUGCCCGGCUCUGGGGGCAGGGAGCUCAAGGGCACGGCUCACACGUGGCCACGGUGGCACCGCCACCUCUCCCAAACAGACGAUUCUCUGACCUGGCCUCUGUCCCCUCCCCUGUCCCAGCAGGACUCAGAGACACAGUUUUAGCACGGAAUGACACCCAGAACAGACUAUUUUUAAAAGAAACCGGAGCAGCUAUUUUAGGAUGUUGCAGCUGAGGGAAGCAAUUCCAUCGCAAUGGGUUCCAGGUGCUGAGAGGGAAGAGCCCAGCAAAAAGCAGCCCAUGCCUGAUGCAGAGAUGGCCACGGUGUCCCUGAGCCCUUCCCCAGGGACAAAGCGUUCUGCUGCCCUCAGCCCCAGGGACAUGAGGGAAAAAUGGGAAUGAAGCUCUGCAGAAGCACUUUAUGCAAGGUAACGUGUGGCCAGGGCUGUACCAAGGUGAGGGCGAGAUGCCCAUGAGGGUCACAUUUGGUUACUCCUUGUUCCCAAAUUCCAGUUUUCCUGGCUUGUUCCAUGUCUGCAAUUCAUUAACCCACACCAGCGGGUUUCCAGCCUAAAUAAUUCCCUGGCAGUGCAGAAAGUUUUUCUCCUAAGCUUGGCACCACAAUAGAACAUUUGUACCCGAGCUGGUAAAUCCCAGCUGGGUGAUUCUGCCAGGGAUGCCACAAGGUGCUGGGGUUAAAUUGGGCUAUUUUUAAACAAAAAGAGGCAGCUAGAGUCAUUCCAGGAUGGAAAAGCAUUGGCACCUUGCUCAGAAAGGUCUGGGACAGAGCAGUGAGGAAAGGCACCCUCCCACUGCUGUAACCUGAAGGUCAACCCCAGCCUCAUCCAUAGAGACAAUUCCCAAGUGAGUCAGUGCCGUGCAAACAGCCCAGGGCAGAGGCCAGCCCCAGUUUUUCAGGAAGCUUUGCCUGUUAUUGGACAUUGUACAGAUGUAAAUGAGCUGAGUUUCAUUCUGCAAUGCAGGAAAACGCUGCAUUUUGCAUGUCAGAAAAGUGCUAGCCUCUCAAAGCCUCUUCCAACAGCAAAACCAGGAUAUCUGUGGAUGCUCUCCACAAAUGGGAUGCACCACAAGCAUCUCCAGGUUCUUUUGAUGGAGCAGGAACACAUGGAAAUCUGUAGAAUUAAUGCUGUUUAUCCCUAAAGCAGGGGAGAGCUGCUGGGUGCUGGGUUCUCGGGAAGGGCAGGAACAUCCCGAGAGAGCUGCUGGAACGGGAAGGCACCGGCAGCUCUGUGACCUCAACACUCAGGCAUGCGGAGGAGCCCGGAACAGAGGGACAUCAAAGGGACUGAGGACCUGCUCAAAGUCUGAGCCCUCUGCAGGAUGUGGGAGCGGCCCUUCAAAGACUCCCAGGAACACACAGGAUCCUCUCUGGGACUGCACACGGAUCGGGCUGAGGAGCCAUCAGAAUCUCAUCAAUGAAUUGCACUGCUUCCCACUGGUCCCAGUAGGGAACCAGCUCUGAUCCUGAGCUCCCCAGUAACCCCAUCCAGCCCAACAUCCAGGGUAUCCUUCCCUAAACCCAUCCAGCCCAACAUCCAGGGUAUCCUUCCCUAAACCCAUCCAGCCCAACAUCCCAGUCAGCCUUCCUGGGGUGGAAGGUUUGAGCAGGCUGAGGGUGUAGCACAAUUCACUCCUCCUAAGGGCAGCAGGCCCCCUGCACAGCUGACACUGUUCUUUCGCCUGGGAUGAGGAGCUAAAAGCUGGGCUUAGCUAUUUUUUUCCCAGCUGAUGGAUUUUCCUGGCUCGCAAAGCCAAAAAACCAACCAGCCAAAGAUCUCCGGCUUCCACAGAUGUUUGGAAAAGAAAUGCCAGCCUCUGAUCGCUCCCGACACAAGCUCUGGGUGUUUUAUCUGUGUUGGAUCUGUCCUUAUAAGCAGUUUUUAAAGCCCAGUUAUCCAGCCCUCUAAAGCCACCGGAGCCACACGCGCACAGAUUAACGGGAACAAAGGAAAAGUCUGGCUUCAAGGGCACGUGGGACACAGAGUGCCAGAGCAGCCUUUUACCUCUGGAAGGGGCAGCUCUGAGAGACUCCAAAAAGCAGCUGGAGUGGGGAACAGGAAUGGUCACCCCGUGGUUGUCUGCUGGGACUGUCCGGUGGAAGGAUCAGCUCAGGUCAAUGGGGUUUGGGGAAUAUUCUACAGGAGGGGCUGGAGCAGGGCCGAGGGUCUGCACUGGCCUGGGUGGAAGGGAACACAUGGGAAGAGUUGUGUCAAGGGGAUCAGUACUGAGGAGCCUUAAUUCUGGAGAAGGAUGAGACGAGAGCUGCAGCCUGGAGCAGUUUCUGCUGGAUCUGGUGGAUCCCGCAGGGAGCCAGCCGCCACCAUCGCAGCCGAUCGGAUUUCACGGAACCCCCGGAUAACCAAAGCCAUGUGUCCAAUCUCAAAGCUGAGCAAUUAAAGGGAGCUGCUCCUGCACCCCAUGGAUUUCAAGCUGCAAAGGAAUUCAAGCUCCCAGGUUCAAAAGCCACCUGCAAUCUGCAGUCCAAAGGUACAGGAAACCAUCCCUGGGAAGGGCUCAGGGCUGUCCUUUCUCAAGAAUCCUGGGAUGAUUUGGGUUGGAAGGGACCUUAAAGCUCAUCCCAUUCUGCUCCCUGCCAUGGGCAGGGACACCUUCCACUAUUCCAGGGUGCUCCAAGCCCUGCCCAGCCUGGUCUUGCAUCUUCCCAAGGCAGGAUGGUGCCUGUUUUGCACACUGAGUUGUCCCAAACUGGAUCCAACCCUGCCCACCAUGAGUUUUGUGUUUCCACGCUCAGGCAGCAGCAGAGACACACCCAGGGGCUGGUUUUUAGUCUGGCUUUUAGGCCGGACCUAGAUUUUCAAAUCCCAGUUUCCAGCCUGGAACCCUCAUCCACCCUGGCACCAUCAUCCACUCUAGCUGAGGGAUGGCCCUGACUACACCCCACCUCAGAGUUCCAUCCCAGACCUGUGUGACAGUGUGAAAUCCCCAAAACUUUCCCCUCCAACCGGAAGCAGACCAGAGAAGGGAAGAACAAGAAAUCCCUCUGCUUCCCAGGCCAGCCAGGAAUUUUCCACAGCAGUCAGCAGAUUCAUCCAGAUCCCUGUCAGGUUUCCCAAAGGGAAGAGGACAAGCUGCUGAGGUCCAGAGGCCAGAAGAGGAUGAGCAUCCCGCAAUCCCAGCACUAGCAUUGGAUUUGGGAGAUGCCAAAGGAGCACUGCUGUGGGAAGAGCAGACAUCCCUGUUGCACAUUCGCUCAUUCCCAAAGUCAAACCCAACACCAAGGACUGCUCUGCUGCCUCGGAUCCAGCAUUUGACAUUCACCUGUUUUUAAUCCCAAAACGUCUAAAACAGAGCACUGGAUUAGGAACAUGUUCUAGACCAGUUCUGACCAGGCCUGCCCAAACCUUAGAGCCUUCAAAAGCCACAGAAGUAUCACUUUCUCUUACCAAAACCACAGGCAAUUUAGUGUUCCCUUCCAGAAAAACCCCAAAUUCCAUGCUGGGAAGCAAACAGGAAUUCAGCUUUGUAGGAGUUUUAAGAAAAAACUGAACAAGAUCUGAUUUGUCUCCUCAGCAGCGAGACAAAACCUCUGCGGGCACAAAUAAGCUCUUGGGAAGGAAGAGGGGAAACAUCCCGAGUUUAUUUGCAAUUUUGGGGGGCACGUCAGCAACCCCCUGAUGCUGACACACAGACAGAAUUCCCACCGCGCUCCCAGUGUGGGAUUCCCACCCUGCAGUGACUCGGGACUGUGGUACAAGCCCAGUCAAACCCCGGCGUGGAAGCGAAGCUGCGGUUUCUCGCAAUCUCUGCGAGGUGGAGGCAGAAGCCCCGGGGAGGAUCAGUCACCUCCGCACUGUUGCAAGGUGCCCGUGGGUAUUUUUUUAACCGCGGCAUUUGUGAGGUGCUGCCGCUCUGAUAAAGCCCUGGAAAAGGAGAGGCAGUGCCCUCUGAACCCUGUGCAACUGGAUUUACUGAGUCACUCUGUGCUAAUGCCUAGCAAAAAUGUCCUCAUGCAGCAAUUGAGCAAACAAUGCCGAGAUAACCGCGCCAGAACGCCGCGGGCUCGGCCUCUUAUCUCCCAACAGCCCCAAACGGGGAUCGCCGCAAUUCCUGCCGCAAUUCCCGCCACGAUUCCUGCAGCUCCACGGCAGGAGAGGCUUUACUGGGAUACACCCUGCCCUUCUCCCGGGCAGCAUGGCCCCGAGGUGCCGGGUGCUCCGCGGGUGAGCUCACCCUUCGCAAUCGUCCUUUGGGAAAGGCGGGUUUGGCUCGCACGAGGUGCUGCUCUUGCACAAAAGCCGCUGUUCCCUCUCUCCGUGGGCGGAAUCCCCACCAUCCACCUCUCCCUGCCUCCACGCUCCUCUUUUCAUUCCCCUGAAGUGACGCUGCCCCGCAGCCUCCUGCAGGGAUUUACCAGCCCGACACCUCCCCAGAUCUGCCCCGUGCAAUCCAAGAGCUCAGCGCUCCCGGGAAGGGCUGAGCAGCUCCCGCUGCUCGUGUUCCCUGCAGGAGGCCAGGGAAGAGAUGGGAAUUGCUGGGUCGGGCUCCCCAGCCCUGAGGAGGGGCUAAUUGCAGGGAGCAGGCCGGGGUGGGCUAGCGGGGCUGUGUCCCAGCCCUGCUGAGCUCCGCACUUUCCACUCCCGGAUGGUUCCCGCGGUGCGAGGGAGGCGGCAGCAGCCGCCCCGGCCUUAGAGAAUCCCAAAAUGAGUGGUGUUCCAGGAAAUGGCUGCUGUGUAAUUUGGUGAGGUUACAGCUACCACGGGGCUCCAAACCUCAACUGUCCUCUAAAGAACACCCUGUGGGCACAGGCAGAGAAUCCCAGAAUGGUUUGGGAUGGAAAGGACCUUAAAGCUCAUCCUGUUUCACCUCCUGCCAUGGGCAGGGACACCUUCCACUGGACCAGGCUGCUCCAAGCCCUGUCCAGCCUGGCCUUGGACACUUUCAGGGAUGGGGAAUUCACAACCCUCUGGAUGCAGUCAGAGGGAGGAAGUGCAAAAAGCCUGGGAAGAGCCGGGGCUUUGCUGCUCCCAAUAUUUGCUGCAAGGACAACAGUUUUGUACUGAAACCCCAGCAUCUUCCCGCUGAAAUUCACAGCACAGGAAGGGAAAUUCAGCCCAGCUCUUGGCACUCCCCUCCCUUGCUGUCUCCCCCUUCACUCCCAUUUUCAAUCCAUCGGUUCCUGAACUUCGCUCCCUCCACACCAGGGAAGCACUUUUCUCCCUCAUACUGGUCAUUCCAGCCCUGAACACCCAACUCCCUGAAUAUUUCAUGUCAGGAAUCAAAAUUCACCUUUGGACUGCUGACAAGCUUGAGCGAGCGCUCCAUCAUUCUCCGAGAGUUUUACAGCAGAUGCUUUGGGGAAAGAUUAAAAUCAGGCUGUGGAGCGCCAGGGUGCGGAGAGGCUGGGAAGGCACAUCGUGCUGGCUAUGGAUUAAACUGCCUCUCAGUCCCGGGUAUUACACAUGUAAUCCUGGUGAAUAGAGUCCUCAAGGCAAAGGCUGGGCUGCCUUGGAAGGAGCUCUUGCCGAUAGAUGUCAGCACAGCCUGCCCGAAAUUCCCAGCACGACCUUUCCUUCCCAGCUGACAGUGGAGCCGUGGAUAGCGGGGUUUUAUCCACCGGCCCCACCAUGGACAGGGAGGUACCUGCCCAGGAGAGAAGGCACUGUCAGAGACCAGGGAAACGGAAAAAUUGGAUGUGAAAUGAUCAGGGAAUUUGUGUCCAGGGAAACCAUCACCGUGGGUGCCUCCCACGCCUUGGGAAGGAGGGAUCAGCUCCCUCUGGGGUGCAACACAUUCAUGAGAUGUGAGACACCACCAGUGUCAACAACCCUGUGCAUGGCUCCGGGGUUUUCAGCCUUUUUCCUGAAAAGGAAAUAAAUUGGAGAUGCUUUGUGUGAGCCACAGCUCACAAAUUCCUCAGCUCCAACCAAACUCGGGACGAGCAAGAAAUUAAAUUCUCUGCAGCGCUGGGAAAUCAAACGUCAGGAAAAAGAAAAAAAAAUCCUGACAGAAAAAAGAAAAAAAGCAACCUCUCUUCGAAAAUCCAGCCCAACUUCUGUCUAGGUUAAAGGGAUGACAGACCUGCACUUUGGGAUCGUUAAAAUGCAAAUUGUUCCAAGGUGGGGGAGGGAGUACCCGGUACUACUACUAGUACCUGCUAGUACUGCUAGGAGGGAUUCCUACUCAACCCUGGAAGUGUCCAAGGCCAGGCUGGACAGGGCUUGAAGCACCCUGGGAUAGUGGCAGGUGUCCCAAUAGAACAAGGUGAGACCUCAAACCUGUACUGAGGGAAGAGGGAAACCAGAUCCCCACUCAAGAACCCCCUUCCCUUCAAGCCGCUCCUCUCCCAGCCUCCCCAGCCUUUCCCUCUAUUCCCUUCCCACAGGACUCCUCCACGUCCAGCUGAGCUGUGCGGGGCAGGGCGGGAGGGCAUCCGCAGGGUGAGGGGUCAUUCCCUGGGGGAGUGUUACAGUGGGACACUGCCUCCCUGCCCUGCUCACCAAGGCAGCCGAGCCCUGCUCCCAGGAGCCCAUUUCCCACAGCCGGGAAUGUUUUUCCCCAUGUUUUGCCCACGGAUAAAAACUGGCUGAACUUCCAAGUCCUGCGGUGCACGGAGAGCAGGGAAGGGGAGAGGGGAAGUGCUUUGGCUUGCUGGGAUAAAACCCCUCUGCCAGCCCCGUGGCAGCUCACCCAACUGAGCCAGGCCCUGGUCCCGGGCACAUUCCCACCUCCCUGGGCAGGUAAUCCAUGGCUUCUUCAAAGGCAUUCCCGGCUGCCCGCGGCACUGCAUUCCUGGGAGGCAGCGGUGUCCCGGGGCCAGGCACACCUUACUGGAACUGCUGACCUGACUCUGCCCCCUCCCCUGCAGCCCGAGAGCGGAAAGGAGCCACGGAGAGACUCUGUGACCUUGGCAGAUGUCGGGAGCCGCUUUGGGAGCCGCUGGAAAAGCGGUGGGAACACAGCAGUGAUAAGGAUAAGCCGCUGCCAGGAGGGAGGGGCAGGAUGCAGCCAGUUCCACAAAGCUCCCAGAGCUGAGGAGAUCCCAACCAAGGAAUUCAUCUGGAGCAGGACCAGCACAGUGAAACUCCACCGACUGUUUGGAAAACUGUUUUGGAAACUCGCCGCUGUUUUCUAGAAGGGGGAGAUGAAAACAAGGCUGGGCUUUUUAGCUCGGGGCAAGGUUUUUACACAGCUUUGUCAAGGCCAAGGGAGAUUCUGUGCUCCACGAGCGACGGGGAGGUUUCUCCACCAGGACCACAUCUGACACCAGGAGUCUCUCCCGAGUCUCUCCUGCCUCCUUCGGGCUGUUGCUUUUGUUGACACAACACCAUCAAAGGCACCUUCCCCUCAGUCACAAAGGGAAACCUGAUCCUCCCACUCCUGGCACGGGGAGGGGCUGGGGGAAGAGCUGAGCCAAGAGGAACCGCUGCAGAAGGGUUUUACUGCGUCCUGCUAAGGCCACCCAGGGGGUUUAAGCACAACUCCAGCGUGGAGGACCCUGCUCAUUCCCAGGCUGGAGCAGGAGGGAGGAUCAGCCACGGCCGACACUGCGAGGACAGAGAGGAUCAAAGCCUCACACGGAGGAGUUCUGCCUCCAAGCCUGGUUUGAUCCCGAAAUCCUAAGAGAGAUGAGAAGCUUUCCCAUCUCCCCAGCGUGACCGCAGGGACAGAAAACACCAGGAGAGAAGUCCUGGGGAGGUGCCCAUGGCGGGCCAAGAGCGGCCCAGGGCAGCAGCACCAGGAGUCUCCUCCCAGCAACAGGAAAAGUGGAGCCUCGGGGCUCCUGAACUGUGGGAUCAGAGGGAGAGAGGGAUAUCCCCAGAGGCCUGGCAGUGGGAAAACACACAGGGACAGGGAGGGACGGGGCCCUUCCCAGCCCUCCUGCCUCCCCAGGCAGCUGCAGGAAGGUGGCAGCACAAGGGGGACGAUAAAACAGACCCAAGAGGAGGAUGUGCAGAUCCUACAGGACUUCAGCGGGAAUUCCUCUCCCUGCAAAGCCCUGGUCGUUCCAGCACUGUUCCUGACUUUAUAAACACAACAGGCUCGGUUUUAAAAGGAAAAGCUCUUCACCUCUGUGCCAUGAGCGCCUGGGACAGCAAAGCUCCUGGUCUUUUUCUCCUUAACUCAAAAAAGCAUUUCCUGGUGUGGUUCUGGCCGAGAGAGGGCAAGUGCAGGACUCUGAGGAACUGGAACCAAGGAGCGCAGGGAGGGACAGAGCCUGCAGAGAGACACAGCCUGGAACAGCCCGGGCAGGGCAGCAGGAGACGGCCUGGGGACACAUUCCUGGUCCUGCCUGUGAGGUAUCCCUGCAGGAUGCUGUGGACAGGAGGCUCAGGUGGUGCCAACGCGCCUGGGGCUCCUCCGGGAGCCUCCAGCAGCUCCCCUUGCACAGGGAUGGCUGGGAGCCCACCAGGAGAGUUUCACAGAGCUGCAUGCAAACAGGACAAACCUUCCUUGCCAGCAGGGCAGAUCCGGGGAUGAAUCCCAGCUCAGCCAAGCCUAGGCAUCAGCAGAGGCCUUACCACAACCUCCUGCAGCUCUCACUGCAUGAAAUCAUGGAAUCAUGGAAUGGUUUGGGUUGGAAAGGACCUUAAAACCCAUCCAGUCCCAGCCCUGCCACGGGCAGAGACACCUCCCACUGUCCCAGGGUGCUCCAAGCCCUGUCCAGCCUGGCCUUGGACACCUCCAAUCUGUGCCAGGGCCUCAUCCCCCUCACAGGGAACAAUUCCUUCCCAAUAUCCCAUCUGACCCUGCCCUCUGGCAUUCCAGGCCCUUGUCCAAAGGCCAUCUCCAGCAUUCUUGGAGCCCCUCCAGGUACUGCAAGUCCUGGGACUCUCUGUUUCAAACAAGGUUUGUUUUUUUUCCCUGGCUGUUCAGCCCAUUUUUGGGGAGCACCAGGGACUCUCACCACUGAAACCAGAGUGCUCCAGCUGGACUCACAGGAGUGAGGCCUCACAGCCAGAUAAACAGAUUCCAGCAUAAACCACCCCCAGUCCUCCAUCAGGAUCCCCUGAGCACAGAUGGGCUCAAAUUCCAACAAAUGCCCAGGUUAAUUGUGCAAGGAAGGGCAAGGAAAGCAUCCCCAACACACAGAAAAGGCCUCUGCCUGCCAGAGACCACCUACCCUGGGACAGCACUGCAGCGUCCCACACACAGCAGGUAAUUAUCCUGCUCCUGCUCCAGCAGAUCCUGCGUGGGACGGGGAGGGGUGGGAGCAGCUCCACAAUGGCCAGGAGAGCUCAAGGGAGAAGAGCUGGGAGGCACCUUCUGAAAACAGAGAUCCUGCUGCCUGCCACCCUCCUUUCCAGAGCUUCCAACCCCACCAAAAGGUCUCCAGAAGAGCCAGGCACCAACUCUCUUGUGCUGCUCCAGCCCAAUCAGUCACACGUCAAAGCCAUUGUUUCAGAUCUAAGCAAAAAAAUACUUUGAAACCUCAAAAAUUAGGGUUUUUUGAAGUAAUUAUCUCCCUCCUCCGUCUCUGAGACAAAAGAAACCCAGGCCAAUUAUUUCUUUGAAGGCUAAAUAUUUACUCCCAGAUGAAGCAGCUUGGGCUGGAGGGGAAUUAUCCAGCUCUGAUGUCAUCUCAUGCCUGGGAGCUAGAAAACCUGGAUGGAAACAGGUAGGAACAAACAACAACAACAAAGAAGGGUGUUUUCUCCUGGAAAAGCCUCUCAGAAAGGGAUGAAGUUGUGUCCAAGACACUGUGCUCCCAUUCCCUGCCCAGGGCUCAUCAGAGAAGAUGCUUAACGAGGGCACAUGUGGAGUGUGAGGGAACCUCUCUGAGCAAGACCUGGCCUUGGGAAAGAGCUAGGGUCUUAUUCCAGAGCUCUCGAGUCUGUGGGGCAGGUGUGGAAACUCCUCCACAGCAAUUAGCCUGCACACACAAUGAGCAGUAAUCAAUCAGUGUCAGCUCUUUGGUUUUUCAUUUUAAACACUCUCCUGCCUUAUUUACAUCUCAGGAUUUCAAAGCUCCCAGCUUCUGCCCCCUCCAGCCACUCUCCUUUCCCAGGCAGGCAGUGCCAGCCCCACGUUCAGAACACCCAAAGGGAGAGGGGGGGCUGUGUCAGACCCCACCGGGGUGACUCAGCCCUUCGGCAAACCAGGAGCAGAGCUCCCCGUCCCUGCGAUCCCAUCUCGCCCCUGACAGCGUGCAGGAACAGCUCCUCGGGGAUCUUCCCGUGGGACCUCGCCCCGCCACGCGUUCCCACAGAGCCGCUCUCAGCAGGGCACGGGGAUGUGGCUCCCAGUGCCCUGCGCUCAGCGUGGGGAGAGCUCCCCGGGCUGCAGGAAUUGAUGGCCUGGGGGGAGCAGAGCCCAGGAUCCUGAUCAUCCUCCCCUCUCCAGCCCUGAGCAUGGGGGGGGCUCCAGCAGGGCAGGACGGAUGGCAGGAGCCCUGCUGGAGGGGUUCCUUUCCCCUCUGUUUAAAUCCACAGCUCCUUAGUUCUCCCCUGUGGGAGUCACACAGGCUGUGUGACACAAAAAUGAGAACACAAAGAGAAGUGUGGGUGGAGAUCCGAGCACCAAGUGAGGCGUUCACAGCUGGAAAUUCCCAGGUGACACCAGCACUUGGGAUUUGUCCCAGGUCCCUCUCCAGCUCUCCUGGAGCCCGUUUAGGCUCUGGAAGGGGCUCUGAGGUCACCCUGGAUCCUUCUCCAGGUGAACACCCUCAGCUUUCCCAUCUCCCUCUAUAUCCAUCUCCACCUCUAUCUCCUUAUUCCCUGGAUUUUGAAGGACUUCAAGUGCCAGAUAAGAAAAUACUUUAAACAAUAUCUGAGUAGUCCAUAAUACUUAGAGCACUGGACAGGGAAUUUCGUGCCCAACAAGGAGUGCUGGUGCAUGCUAAGCUCCCUUUCUCCUUCCUCCUGCCAAAACAGCUGCUUUAACAUUGAUAUCCCCUGCCCCAAGAGCUUCCCCAAAUUCUUCUGCUUCCCUCCAAGUUACUUUAGUGGAAUUCAGAAAUUAAAAGGAAAAACCACACUGUCAUGGGUGACAUUUCCAGCACAAAAACCAGUGUGGGAAAUAAUCUGUGGUGUUUUCCUGCCUGGCUGAGGGUGCCUGGACAGCAGGAAUGAACCUGCUUUCCCACACUCUCCCACCUGCACGGGCUUGUCUGCUCCACUCCCCCAAAUACCUGGAGUGGGAGCCACUGGAAUGAGCAAAGAAAUCUCAGCUUGGGACAAUGACUCUUACCAUGGGAUCACGGAAUGGGACCUUAAGCAGUAUCACUACUGUGCCACCCCAGUGCCACCCCAGUGCCACCCCCUGCCAUGGGCAGGGACACCUUUCACUACCCCAGGUUGCUCCAGCCUGGUCUUGGACACUUCCAGGGAUGCAGGGGCAGCCACAGCUGCUCUGGGCACCCUGUGCCAGGGCCUCACCACCCUCAUAGAGAAUAAUUCCUUCCCAAUAUCCCAUCUGACCCUGCCCUCUGGCAGUGGAAGCCAUUCCCUUUGUCCUAGCCUUCCAUCCCUUGUCCCCAGUGCCUCUCCAGCUCUCCUGGAGCCCCUUCAGGUGCUGGAAGGGGCUCUGAGCUCUUCCUGGAGCCUUCUCUUCUCCAGGCUGAACAAUCCCAAUUUCUCAGCCUUCUCUAGGCUGAACAACCAUCACCUCUUUCUCAGCCUACUCCAGCGUGAACAAUCCCAACUCAGCCUUCCCCAGACUGAACAAUCCCAACUCUCUCAGCCUCCCCGAGACUGAACAAUCCUGAUUUUGUCAGCCUUAUCACUGCCAGCUCUGGUGGCUGCAGGGAAUUCCCCUUACCCUGCAUGACAGGGACCAGCUGCUCCCGAGCAAACCCCCCCGAGGCGGUGCUGGGGACACAGAUUCUGCCACAAACCCAUAUUCCUCUGGGACACAGCCCAAACCCGGCGGGACAACGCUCAGACACACAUGGAAACACGGAACCCGAGCCAUGGGGAGGAGGGAGGAGGCACGGGGA